This is a messenger RNA of Melanotaenia boesemani (Boeseman's rainbowfish), 1362 nucleotides long. RefSeq names its product aminoacyl tRNA synthetase complex interacting multifunctional protein 1a (gene aimp1a). Bases 271 to 1227 code for a protein of 318 amino acids. Gene Ontology annotation, molecular function: tRNA binding. NCBI's taxonomy places the organism in Eukaryota, Metazoa, Chordata, Actinopteri, Atheriniformes, Melanotaeniidae. The transcript is spliced from 7 exons. The record is from RefSeq and is a predicted model, not a curated record.
UGGAGUUCUUUUUUUUCCAAAAGUAUUUUUUAAAGUUUAUAAAUUAUAAUCAGGCAAUUGCCAUUUACCCUUGAGCUUUAUGUUUGAUCUGUAGAAAAUAUAGCUGGCAAAGCUAAACGAACAUUUCUUUUCCGCAUGGUUCACAGAUCUAUAAACUGGGUCCUGAAUGACAGGCUGUAGCUAGCCGGUGGGUGCCUGUAAGCUAGCUGAUCUGAAGACGACAGCACCUGUUUGGACUCUCACUAAAACGUGCUGGGGUCACAGUUUUUCAUGUUUUUAGCUCGCUCAUUGGUCAAGAUGUCAAGUCACAAUCCCUUGUUAAGGCUGGAGCAGCGUGCAGCUGAGGCUGACCAAAUCAUCGAGUACCUCAAACACCAAGUUCAGCUGCUAAAGGAGAAAGCCAAUGCUCAGGCCUGCGUACGAGAGGAGAAGAAACUGAUGAUGGAGAACGCCAAACUAAAGAAUGACAUCGACGAGCUGAAAAAACAGCUGCUGGAGAAAGAAAAGCACAGAGGCGUACGAGACAUUGACAUGCCAUCAGGUGGUGCCAAUGCUGAAAUCUGUUCCAAACCCACCCCUCCCAAACCUUCUGGUCCAAACCCCCCUGCUACUACUGCUGCUGCUGCUGCUGUCCAGAGCCCCCCUCCCAAAGAUGAGGGUAAAAAGAAGAAGCAAGAGAAAAAAGGAGAGAAAGUGGAGAAGAAGCAGGCAGCGCCCAGCCAGGAGGAAGCCAAGGUGGACGUGUCCCGUCUGGACUUGCGUGUUGGUCGUAUAAUCACAGCCGAGAAGCAUCCGGAUGCUGACAGCCUCUAUGUGGAGCAGGUCGAUGUGGGAGAGGCUGCUCCCAGGACGGUUGUCAGCGGACUAGUCAAGCACAUACCGGUGGACCAGAUGCAAAACCGCAUGGCAGUCCUACUUUGUAACCUUAAGCCAGCCAAGAUGAGAGGCGUGGUUUCUCAGGCUAUGGUCAUGUGCGCAAGCUCGCCGGACAAAGUUGAAAUCCUUGAUCCUCCAAGUGGAACAUCACCAGGGGACAGAAUUACUUUUCAGGGCUUCCCAGGUGAACCAGAUAAGGAGCUGAACCCCAAAAAGAAAGUGUGGGAGCAGGUUCAACCAGACCUGCGCACAGACGACCAGUGUGUUGCAACCUACAAGGGUGCUGCCUUUGAAGUCGCCGGCAAAGGAGUGUGCAAAGCCCAAACUAUGAGCAACAGUGGAAUUAAAUGAAAUUGCAGAGCUGCUUAAAAUAGCUGUGUUUACUUGGCAAUUGUCUCCUCUGAUGACCAUGAUGCUGUUGAGCUAGAGGAUGGUGAUGAAUGGAUGUAAAUGCUUAAAAGAUGUUCAAUAAAGGGUUUGAAAUUA